Molecule: messenger RNA, 1309 nt
Organism: Panicum hallii
Lineage: Eukaryota; Viridiplantae; Streptophyta; Magnoliopsida; Poales; Poaceae
Product: E3 ubiquitin-protein ligase EL5-like
Exons: 1
Coding region: 306-1205 (299 amino acids)
Biological process (GO): protein ubiquitination
Source: RefSeq, a predicted model, not a curated record
ACUGGAAGCCAGUGCCCAACCUUCUAGGCGUUGCUGAGUCGAUGCUCUUCCCGUAUCUCUCUAGCCCCUUCCAUGCGUCAUCGACGUUGAUCGGGGUCGCGGAAAUACUAAACCAUGAGCUCAAGCUGCUCAACUCAAAUUCACACCCACGCCAUCACACCGACUCCAACCGGCCGCUCCAACUCCAAAGCUCACCAAAACCUCUCCAAGAACGCCAACGAACUUCCCCAUAAAUCGGUCGCAGCCACGUGACACCACAACGAGCUCGCACCGAAGGCGAUCCAGCAGGGCGCGCGCGAGGGACCAUGUCGUCGUUGCCUGAGGACGACGUCGACGCGGGCAGCGGCGGGCCGCCCGUCGCGUCGUGGACCGCGGCCUCUCCGGCAGGCGGCGACGUCGUGCUCUCCGGAGCCGUCCUCCUCUUCCUCGCCCUCGCCUUCGCGUUCGUCGUGUACCACUACCUCACGGUCAGCCGCCGCUGCGGCGGCGGCGGCGGGCGUGACGGCGUGGGGGUGGGGGUGUCGUCGAGCGCCCACCAGCGCGGCACGGUCAGAGGAGGUGAUGCCGCGGUUGUCACUCGAGGCGGCGUCGACACGGCGCUGCUCCGGGCGUUGCCGCUGACGGUGUACAGGGCGAAGGACUGGGGCAGCGAGGCGCUGGAGUGCGCCGUGUGCCUCGCCGAGCUCGCCGACGGCGAGGCGGCCAGGUUCCUGCCCAGGUGCGGGCACGGCUUCCACGCCGAGUGCGUCGACCUGUGGCUGCGCGGCCACCCCACCUGCCCGCUCUGCCGCGUCGACGUCGACAAGACGGGCGCCCCGCCGCCGGCGCCGUCGUCCCUGGCCCUCCCGCCGGCGCUGCCGGAGCCCGCGAACUACCCCACGAAUCUUCCGACUAACGUCCUGUUCUGGGGAUCCCAGGACACGGUGACGACCGCCGCUGCCGCCGCCGGCCCGACGAGCUCUUCCCGUGGACCACCGGCGGCGCUGGUCAUCGAGGUCCGGGACCGGGAGACGGCGCCGACGCCGCGUGAAGGUGACGCGGGGAAGGCGCAGGACCUGGCGAUGCUGAGCUCGCUGAGGAGGCUGUGGAACAGAGGGAGGCAUGAUGCGGCGGCUGCGAGCUCCAGUUCCUGCCGCCAAGGCACUGCAGGUGAUGGCACCGAGCAAGCACCGGCACGGCCGCUGGAUAUUUGGAAUCUUACAUAAGAGAGAUGCAUGUGCGCUCAGAUCACAGUCGACUAGUCGAGUGUGUGUUACAAGAUGAAACGUGUUUUUUAACAGUCAUAUAUAGAGCGGAAUUCGACCUGCCA